Zea mays is the source of this 5406-nucleotide messenger RNA. Its product is annotated as CAB2. Gene Ontology annotation, cellular component: endoplasmic reticulum membrane. The record is from RefSeq and is a predicted model, not a curated record. Bases 3977 to 4960 code for a protein of 327 amino acids. Lineage: Eukaryota; Viridiplantae; Streptophyta; Magnoliopsida; Poales; Poaceae. Gene Ontology annotation, biological process: GPI anchor biosynthetic process. Gene Ontology annotation, molecular function: hydrolase activity, acting on ester bonds. The transcript is spliced from 7 exons.
GGCUUAGACCGGACCGACAGAAUGCCUAUAGUCCUAUACUUACAGCUGACCAGGCGAUCAAUCACGCACGCCGCUGGUCAGCAGUCAGCAGCAAGCCGCCUCGUCGCCUCGUCGGGAGUCGGGAGUCUGGUGAGCGAGCUGGUGAUCAGGUACCUUGGAGGCCUGGCUUGCUUGGACGCUCCAUUGCUUCGACUUCGAGGUCGUCGCGGGUUUGGAUCCUGUGUGGAGGGGGUAACACCGUGUAGCUCAACUGUCCCCUAGCGCCGCCGCGCGAAACUCCCUACCGGUCCAUUUUGUUUGUAGCCAUUAAGCUCUUCGGAGGUGGAGAUCUGGGCUGUCGUUUCCAGGACCCUGGCCGCGUCGGCUGUGAUGGGUCGAAGCGCCUUGGCGGUUCGGUUGGCUUCCCUUCUUGCGUUUGGUUUGGUGCUCGUCUCCGUCGAGGCCAGCCUCGGGGAUGUUGAUCCGCGCUACAGGUGAGCUGCAUCUUAGUGUCUCUCUUCAAUUUCCACUUGUCUCCAUCAGUACUAAUGAGUUAUGCACCGAUUAUUUCUGUCGCCUAAGGCAUGGAGCAAAAUCCUGCUUGACCUAGGUUCCUGUAAGAGAGCUAGACUAGGAUUUCCGAUUCCAUAGUCCCACUGCUGUUCACUGUUAGUCCCACUGCUAGUAGAUACUGUAAGGGGGUGUUUGAACGCACUAGAGAUAAUAAUUAGCUGCUAAAAUUAGCUGACGACAUCCAAACAAUCUAGCUAAUAGUUCAACUAAUAGCUAUUUUUAGUAAAUUAGCUAAUAGUUUGCUAGAUAUUUGUUAGCUAGCUAAUUUUACUAGAAUUUUUUUAGCCAAUAACUAUUAGCUCUAGUGCAUUCAAACACCACCUAAAUCUUGGACAUGUCAUGCAUCGGUGGUCUGUUUAUUGCACGUAAAGAUAAAGAUGUGCUGCUGUAUGAAUGUGGCUGAUGGCUACUCUCAUGCUAGCUAGUUUGCUACAUAGUAAUAUAUCAAAUUGAUAUACAACUGUCUCCAUCAGAUCGUGCAUAUGGCCAUGUAAAACACGGUUUUGUACUGUAGAGUCUAGAUAACACUGUUUACAAAGUGGAGUUUGAAAUAGGAGGUGAGAUAGGAGAGCUGUUGGAGAUAGCCUAAAUGGGUGUUUGAAUGCACUAAAACUGAUAGUUAGUUGGCUAAAAAAUUACUAGUGAGAUUAGCUAGUUAGUAGCUAAUUUACUAAAAAUAGCUAAUAACUAAACUAUUAGCUAGGGUGUUUGGAUGUCUCUAACUAAUUUUAGCAACUAACUAUUACCUCUAGUGCAUUCAAACACACCCUAAUUCUCCCAAAAUAGAUAACAUGUGCACAUCUGAAUCUCCGGUAAAUGGUCACUUGAUUAAGCAACACUUGCUUUCUAUGCCAACUGUAACAUAUAUCAGCACCUCAUGAGAAGAGAUGUGAAGCAUUAAGGGAUGAACUUUACUAGAACAGUUUGAUUGCGUGGUAUUGUAACUUUGUAACAACAAGUUGGUCCUAGGAUCUUAGCAAACACUAGUGCUUAAUUGUUUCUUAUUUGGACAUGAUGACAUUUUAUGAAUUAAACCUACUUAUGUACCUAGAAAAUCCAAAGCGACUUACAAUUUGGGACAGAGGGAGUACUAUUCUUUGAGAAUGAAAUAAGAUUUGAAUUUAGUGAAUCAGACCCUAUGAGUUGCAUAUCGUGUUUGUGACGUCACUAGGCUGUGUGUGGGCCUGUUUAGUUGGGGGCUUGAGCAUUGUGCCUCAGAACAAGUGCUGCCUGAAGGGAGCAUGAAGUAACCUUCGUUGAGUUUUGCUAGGCCAGGCUGUACCGUUUUUGGUUGGUACAAGACUGAAAUUGAAUUAAGUGUUACUGUACCUAUGUGAUGGCAUAAAACUAAAAUACUACUAGCUCAAGUUUUCGUUAACUUAGGGGGUGUUUGGUUUCUAGGGACUAAUUUUUAGGUUGUGUUUGAAUGCACUAGAGCUAAUAGUUAGUGACUAAAAUUAGUUGGAGACAUCCAAACACCCUAGCUAAUAGUUCAACUAUUAGCUAUUUUUAAUAAAUUAGUUAAUAGUUAGCUAGCUAUUUGUUAGCUAGCUAAUAACACUAGCAAUUUUUUAGCCAACUAACUAUUAGCUCUAGUGCAUUCAAACACCCCCUUAGUCUCUCCAUUUUAUUCCAUUUUAGUCCCUAAAUUGCCAAAUAUGGAAACUAAAACAUUGGAAACUAAAACAAUAUUUCCAGAUAUAGAUACACUGUAAUUUUAUAACAUUUCACCCUUCAUAAAGCAUCAUGUGUAUCUAUCCACUUUACUGCGUUCAACUAAAAGGAGGGGGAGGCAUAUACAAGGAGAAGUGAGAUAUGUGAUAGCAUCAUUGAGCAUUUAAUGACAUGAAUCAAUAACAAUUAACAAUGCUUUGAACUAGGGCUGGACGAAAUGCUCGUGGCUCGUCGGCUCGCUCGAAUCGUGGUCAGCCCGGCUGACUCGUUUGAAUUUUUUCACGAGUUGAGCUGACAUCCUAGCUCAGUUCAUUCACGAGCCAGCUCGCGAGCUAAAUGAGUUAUCACAUUUCAGCAAACCGAAACUAUAUCCAUAUCAUUUACGUAACAAUUGAUGAACAUGUUAUAUGUAUGUGUGGUGUCUAUGUCAAAUGAGUUAAACUAAUGAUUUAAUAAUUGUGUCUAUGUGUUAAAUUGGUCCAUGCAAAUAUAACUAUGGGUUAAACUGAUUAACAUGUGUGUGAAUUGAUGAGUGAUGAGUUGUGUUAAUUUGGUGUUACAUUGAUGUGGUAUGUGAAACUAUGAGUAUAAUUACUAUUUUCUACUGUUAAAUUAGUUUAAAAUUAACUAGAAAUUACAUAUUGUAUUUUUUUUUGUUCUGGCUCGCGAGCUAAACAAGCCAGCUCGAGCUCGUAAACGAGCCGAGCUGAGUUGACUCUGUGGCUCGCCGAGCUAGCUCGUUAACUUAACGAGCUAGCUCGAACUCGGGCGAGCCGAGCCGAGCUGGCUCGAUCUACAGCCCUACUUUGAACUGUGAGUAAUGGGUGUGGGAACAAUCUGUUAGACUGUGUGUGUGUGGGCCGGCACUACUGUUGGGCUGCCAGCCCAUUACGGUUAGGGUUGAGUCUAUAUAUAUUGUAUCCCAUCUAUUAUCAAUACAACAACAGUUCACUCUUCUACACAAUCAAACAUGGUAAACAACCACCAGGGAAUCAGGGAUGCUACAGGCCAAACACAUCGUCCUAAGUUCAACACAAACAGACCCUACAUGGGUGAUGAUGCCUCAUCAGCAUGGUUUUGAAAUUCUAACUGCACCAGCUUUUUUAAGGACACUACUGUCCACUCCAUUCUAGUGUUCUUUAAUUCCAGCAUAGCAUUUUCUGGAGCACUGCUGUUUCAGAGUUAGAAGUGAAUAACAUGCUUCGUGGCAGUUUUUUUGCAUAGCUAAAUUGUAAUUUGCAUACCUAUUCAUAUCUUAUGCUUUGGGUAUAUGUUCCUAGUUUUCAGAUGAAUUUCACUACAUUUGUGUUAGUCUUUGAGGAAAGAAUUUACCUAGAUUCAUUUGUUAUGUAAGUUUGUCUAUAACAGAGCUGUUCUCUCUUAAGCUAAUCCCAAUGUGCGAUGGUAGCAUUAUGCUCUCUUUUCUUAAAUUUAUAAUGUUGAUGGCAUAUAUUAUUUGAUUUCAUGAAAAAAGUAGAUUUGUUUCUAAAAAGUAGGUAAACAAAUUAGUAAAGCGACAUACUGCAUAAGCAUUGAGUCGGGGUGGUAGAGGCUAGUUGCUUGAAGGGAGUACUUGUGGCAUGCUUGGUUUCCUGCUUUGUUGAGCCACAGGGUUUCCUUUUUUUGUAUGCUAACAGAAUUGGCUAGCCUUUGUUUUGCUUCAAAAAGUUGACAUGACCCUAAAUUUUUUGGCUACACCAAUGUAUUUGCACUACCGAGCGCUGAUAUUUUUUGGGAUUGGGGUGAGCAAAUGUCUCAUCCAAGAACUCGCAUGGCCAACAGAAGGCUAUGGGUGAGAACUUGCGUGAGGGAGUGUCAAGCUACAGGGAUUGUUGGGGAGAAUGUCAUCAGCCAUUGUCAGUCCAAAGAGAACUACACUUCUGUUGGAGUCUCUUGGUAUAACCAGGAGCAAAUUUACAUCCAGUGGAAGGAACUGAACUGUAGGACAGACUGUCGCUAUUUUUGCAUGAUGCAGAGAGAAGGGGAACGACAGUCACUUGGUCUGAGCCCUGUUAAAUAUCAUGGAAAGUGGCCAUUCUUACGUGUUUCUGUGUUCCAGGAACCCCUUUCAACUGCACUAUCUGCUGUCAACCUACUGAUGCACUUCACUGGCUGGCUUUCAUUUUUCCUUCUAGUGAAUUACAAAUUGCCUCUUAGACCCCAGACCAAGAGAACUUAUUAUGAAUACACUAGCCUGUGGCAUAUCUAUGCAAUCUUAUCAAUGAACGCAUGGUUUUGGAGCUCAAUUUUCCAUACUCGAGACAUUGAGUUGACUGAGAAACUGGACUAUUCUUCAGCUGUGGCCUUGCUUGGCUACUCGUUGAUCCUUUCAUUGCUAAGGGCUUUCAAUGUCAAGGAUGAGGCUAGCAGGGUGAUGUUUGCAGCCCCUAUUUUGGCAUUCGUUACAACGCACAUCUUGUAUCUUAACUUCUACGAGCUUGACUAUGGAUGGAACAUGAAAGUCUGCGUGGUGAUGGCUGCGGUUCAACUUCUGACGUGGGCUGUUUGGGCUGGUGUAAGCCGGCAUCCAUCACGGCUGAAACUCUGGACGGUUGUUUUUGGAGGAGCACUGGUCAUGCUUCUUGAGCUCUACGACUUCCCUCCAUACAUGGGGUUUGCCGAUGCCCAUUCACUGUGGCAUGCAAGCACCAUUCCACUCACCUAUCUCUGGUGGAGCUUCAUCAAGGACGAUGCCAAAUUCCGCACGUCAACACUCAGCAAGAAGGCAAAGUAGUUAAGCAAAGCGCGACAUUCUUAGCAUAGGGUCAGAGAGGAUCAGAUUCCGAUUCCGUGGUCUGCACGGGGGACAUUUUGGGGGCACACGUGUUGUCGGACAUCAUGGAACCUCGGUACAUUUGCCCUCCCCAAAAAAGACAUUCAUCUUCAUCCACUCAGGUUUUUGGCCCACAAAAGUCAACAUACUCUUUAGGGCGCAUGUUCUGCCCUUACGAAUUAUCUCUUUACUGACCUGAACGUGCAUCCUGUGAUUGAAUCGGCAUCUUAUCAUUGUAGUGUUGGUGGGGUUUGGGAGAUUUUGUCAUCGCCGAAUCAGUUUUGUGAAAUCAGACAGAACAAUGAACAUCAGUGGUGUGUUUCCUAUUAUGUGUGGAGUUUUGUAAAUUCCUGAAGCCCAUUUUGUAUGAGUUUUCCAACGUUACGAAAAUUCCUGAACAAUGAACA